This is a messenger RNA of Arthroderma uncinatum, 1176 nucleotides long. RefSeq names its product signalosome subunit. The coding region runs from base 1 to 1176 and encodes 391 amino acids. Lineage: Eukaryota; Fungi; Ascomycota; Eurotiomycetes; Onygenales; Arthrodermataceae. Gene Ontology annotation, cellular component: COP9 signalosome. Gene Ontology annotation, biological process: protein deneddylation. The transcript is spliced from 3 exons. The record is from RefSeq and is a predicted model, not a curated record. Gene Ontology annotation, molecular function: protein binding; metallopeptidase activity.
AUGGCAGAAACACCUAAUACUCUCAUUUCCUCGAAAUCCUCACAUUCCAGCCUCCACGCCUUGCUACAUCCCUUAGUCCUCCUCAAUAUCUCGGACCAUAUAACACGGCAUACGGUUCGACAGCAGAAGGGCCUGAUUGUUGGCGCGAUACUUGGGCAGCAGCAUGGCAGAUCUAUCACCCUAGAGCAUGUCUUUGACUGUAACCUGGUUACCGGGCCCAAUGGAGAGGUGCUAUUACACCAGGCAUUCUUUAACGAGCGGUUACAACAAUUUAAGGAUGUCCAUAAGUCACCAGCAUUAGAUCUUGUUGGCUGGUUUACCGUCACACCUCCUUCUGGCCCGCUACCUUCCCAAGUGCCCAUCCACGAGCAGAUGCUUCGGGACUAUAAUGAGGCCGCUAUACUGCUCGCAUUCCAUUCAUCCGAUGUUGGAAACACUUCUUCGACAGUUGGGAAGCUUCCGAUUACCGUUUACGAGUCAGUCUAUGAAGGAGACAGUGCUGAUGAUGGGGACCGUCCGAUGCAAGGAGACGACCAACAAAGGGACUUGAUGUUGAAGUUCCGGCCAGUGCCAUAUUCGAUCGAGACCGGGGAAGCAGAGAUGAUCAGUGUUGAUUCAAUUGCUACCGGAGGCGGAAAUGCAACUGCGAUUCAGGAUAAAGAACCAAGCAAGCCAAAGACUGAGGCACAGAGGCAGGAUAAAGAAAAAAGACAGAAGAUAUCGGCGUCAUCUGAGGUUCUUGUUCUUUCUCCUGAAGAUGAAGACUUAAUUGCGAAUCUUACCACACGCCUAAGUGCUGUCAAAACUCUACAGUCCCGAAUCCAUCUCAUAAAAUGCUAUCUCCAGUCGAUUGCAGAUCCCAGCACCGACACACCAAUGACAUUACCGAAUGCUCUCAAGCCAACACUCUCUCAUUCCCUCCUCCGCAGUAUCUACUGUGUCAUCUCCCACUUGGCUCUGCUGAACCCUCAGAACUCAGAUGCCCUCUCUAUAGAGUCUCUAGCACAGGCAAACGAUGUUCUACUCGUCGCCUUAUUGGGAGCUCUGGGUCAGAACGUCCAACAGAUGCGAGAACUGGGGAAGAAAUUUUCUAUCGCCAGUUCAAUACGUCGCAGCAAUGGUCCCAAGGAAGGCCAACUGUCGUCGCGCAUGGGCGGUGACCUGUUCCAUAGCUAG